Molecule: messenger RNA, 2008 nt
Organism: Neurospora hispaniola
Lineage: Eukaryota; Fungi; Ascomycota; Sordariomycetes; Sordariales; Sordariaceae
Product: beta-lactamase/transpeptidase-like protein
Exons: 5
Coding region: 1-1869 (622 amino acids)
Source: RefSeq, a predicted model, not a curated record
AUGAGGUUUAUUCUCUUCCUUCUAGCAGGCGCCACCCACCUCGCUCUUUCCACCGCCAAACAAAACUGUCCCCUCUACGGCCCGCUCUUCCCCAAACCAACCAACCUGCUCCAGAAUGCAGCCAUCCAAGCGGCCGCAAAAUCCCUAGACGAGAUCUUCCUCAAGUACAUCGACCACGACAACACCACAGGCGCAGACCACUUCUCGUACGCAGUCGAGGUGUUUUCAGGGAGCGAAGACACACCGCUAUGGUCGCACUACUGGACCGCGCCGAAGCUGGAGGUGUUCAACUCGACGGGCGUCAGCAAAGUCGAUGCCAAUACGGUCUUUAGGGUAGGCAGUAUUACCAAGAUCUUUACGGUUUUGUCAUUUCUGGCGACGGUGGGUGAUCGAGUGUGGAAUGAUCCGGUUACAAUGUACCUACCAGUGCUGGCAAGGUUGGCGGAGAAGACGCCUGGUGGUUCGAUGACAGUGCCGGAUUGGGAGGAGGUGACAUUGGGAAGUUUGGCUAGUCAGACGACCCUCUUCCCUGACGACAAGACGAGACCGGGAGCUGAGCUAACUUUCGUGAUGUGCAAAGACGCCCUCCUGGGAGAAUUGGCAUAUGAAGUUCCCCUCGAACAUCUCUACAAAAUCGGGUUCCCGCCUCUCCCACUCGAAGAAUUUCCGCCAUGUGGUACCCUUCCUACCUGUAACAGGGACCAGCUAUUUGCUGGAUUGGAGAAGUUACCUCCUUCGUUCCCGACUUCGUCGACGCCAGCCUACUCGGACAUUAGCUUUGCCCUCCUUGGUUAUGUUGCCGAGCGCUUCACCGGAAAGUCUUUCAAGACUCUCGUGCAGGAUUCAGUGUUGACGCCAUUGAAUCUCACGCAUACGUUCACGUCGGCGCCGGAUGACUCGCUGGGAAUUAUUCCGGGAAAUCGACACUCGACGUCUUGGGCGUUUGACUUGGCGGAGGAAGCUGCGACAGGAAAUAUGUAUACCUCGGCGGGUGACAUGUCCUCGCUCGGCCGCGCAAUUAUGCGCUCCACACUGCUCAAACCUGCCGUAACCCGUCGGUGGCUGAAGCCAUCUGUGUUCACAUCGGACCCAAAGUCAGCUGUUGGCAUGCCAUGGGGUAUCCGGCAACUUGACAUAGACUCUAACCAAUCCUUCCAGAUAACCCACGCCUUCAACAAACUCGGCUCUCUAGGAGCCUACACCUCCCUCCUCGCCAUCAUCCCCGACCUCGACAUCGGCUUCUCCAUCCUCGCCGCCGGCGACCCACCUCCUGGCUUAGCAAUGGAUAUUGCCGACACUUUAACAACCACUUACCUCUCAACCAUGACGUACGUCGCUCGCACCGAGGCCGACCGGAUGUUCAGCGGCCAGUACCGUUCUACCCCUUCAAACUCCUCCAAGUCAACCCCACCCAAGUACACCAAUGGCACUAUAGUCGAAAGAAAAAAGUUGAAUUCCUCCCUCACAAUCUCCACCUCCCCCUCCACUCCUGGCCUCGUCCUCGAGAACUGGAUCUCCAACUCAACCGAUAUGUCCUUCUACGCCGUGGCCAUCGGGUCUAACAUCACGGACGAGUACCUCGACAAGAUCAAACCAUCCGUUCGUCUUUACCCAACGGGCUUCUCCGAGAUUCUACCAGAUGGAAAGGGUAAAAGAGUCGCUUUCAAGGCCGUCUUCGAAGACUUGAGUCUGCCCGAACGAAAACCGGGGCUGCAAAUAAGUACCGACUGUGCAACCUGGGUUGGCGUGACGGGGGUGGUUUAUGGCAGUCGGCCGUUGGAUUCAUUUAUUUUUGAAGUGGAUGGGGAAGGGAAGGUCAAGGGGGUAGAGAAUGGGGCGUUGAGGGUUUGGUUGGAUAAAGUUGGGUGAGAUGCCGGUGAGAUGAGGUGGCAUGACGGGAGAGGAGGAAGGAAGAAGCAAUGGAGGGAAGCGAAGGAGGGAAGAAGGUGGCAAGAAGGGGAUGUCUUAAGGAAUAUUUGCAACUGUGGAGAAAAGCAAUCGAGGAGGG